Molecule: messenger RNA, 1920 nt
Organism: Scheffersomyces stipitis CBS 6054
Lineage: Eukaryota; Fungi; Ascomycota; Pichiomycetes; Serinales; Debaryomycetaceae
Gene: PGM3
Product: phosphoribomutase
Exons: 1
Coding region: 31-1920 (629 amino acids)
Biological process (GO): carbohydrate metabolic process; purine ribonucleoside salvage
Molecular function (GO): phosphopentomutase activity; magnesium ion binding
Source: RefSeq, a predicted model, not a curated record
ACGCAACUUCGCUAAGACUUACCAUUUGCUAUGGCAGAAGCUUAUGACGUUGCCAGGCUAGACCAAUUGGUCCAGGACUGGCUUGCCGUAGAUAUAAACCCUGAAUCUCGCAAUGAAAUUGCUUUACUUCUCAAGAACAAGCAGUAUGCUCAACUACACCUGAAGUUGGCCAACAGAAUAGCCUUCGGAACCGCUGGUUUGCGUUCAUCCAUGGAGUCUGGAUUUGCCCAUAUGAACGACGUUACCAUCUUGCAAGCUUCUCAGGGCUUAAUCCAAUAUUUGUUGGACAACAGGACUUCUCCAGAGAGUCCAGUUUCUAUAGUUGUCGGAUACGAUCACAGAUAUAACUCUCAGCGGUUUGCCGAGAUCACUGCUAGUGUAGCUAUUGCUAAGGAUAUCAAGGUGUACUAUUUGGGUUCCAUCGAGAAUUUGUCGGAAGCAUCCAUCAAAUUUUCUCUGACAGCUUACGCCCAAAACCCAGAAACUGAAAGAGGCUAUGUCCAUACACCAUUAGUUCCGUUUGCUAUUGACCUUUAUGGUGCUUCUGGAGGUGUUAUGGUGACCGCCUCUCACAAUCCUGCUAGGGACAACGGUUACAAAGUGUACUACGGUAAUGGGUGUCAAAUUAUCCCCCCUCAUGACGAAGGUAUCGCUUCUUCCAUAGAGAAAAACUUAGCUCCAUGGAAAGCCGAUAACGUCUGGGAUGUUACAGGUAAUUUCAUUAGGGGUAUUGAAAAUAAUCUCUUGGAGGUAGUCAGGAAGGACACUUCGGAGGCUUAUGUUGAGGCAGUUAAGUCCAAGUUGAUCUUGGAUUCCAAGCUCAAUUUCGACUUCGUCUACACUCCAUUGCACGGGGUUGGCUUAGAAAUCUUUGAAAAGACAGUAGAUCUUUUCGAUAAUGCUAGAUUCAAAGUUGUACAUGAACAGGCCUUCCCUGAUCCUGACUUUUCCACAGUCAAGUUCCCUAACCCAGAAGAAAAGGGAGCCUUGGACUUGGCCAUAAAGAAGGCAGAGUCUUUGGGCUACAAGUUAGUUCUUGCGAGCGAUCCUGAUGCGGACAGAUUCAGUGCCGCCAUAAAGACAAAGCAAGGUAACUGGAAGCAAUUGACUGGUAAUGAAAUUGGCUUCUUGUUCGCUAUGUUUACUAUAGAAAAUAUUCCAAAGGACCAACUUGCAAAUACCUACUUGGUUAAUUCCACAGUCUCGUCACAGAUCUUGAAAUCUAUGGCAGACAAGAAUGGAUUCCAUUUUAUUGACACCUUGACAGGUUUCAAAUGGAUUGGAAACAGGGCCAUUGAACUCAAGAACGAAGGCUACAAUGUUCCUUUCGGCUACGAAGAAGCCAUCGGAUUCAUGUUCAACCUUGUAAAUGACAAGGAUGGGAUAUCAGCUGCUGUUAUCUGGUUACAGCUAUACAAUCGUUGGUUCGCUACUGGUGAAACAGACUUUGAUCCAGUAGACAAAUUGAAUGAAGGUUACGCCAAGUAUGGCUGGUUCAAAGAAUGCAAUGGAUAUUAUAAGUUGAAUGAUUUGAGCAAGACUCGUGAAAUUUUCGAAAAUGUGCGUUCUUCCUUCUCACCUCAAAAAUACCCUAAGACCAUUGGCAACUUUGAUGUCUUAUCUUGGAGGGAUCUUACUGUUGGUUUCGAUUCCACCACGGAAAAUAAUAUUCCAGACCUUCCAGUAGAUCCAAAGUCGCAGAUGAUCACUGCCAUCUUGAAGCCACUCAACUCACAAUCCGAUGAACAUGUGAGAUUCACUUGCCGUGGAUCUGGAACCGAACCAAAAUUGAAAGUAUAUAUUGAAGGUAAAUCCAGCGUCAGUGAAUCAGGGGCAGUUGCUGUCGCCAGAGCAUGCUGGAAUACUUUGAGGGACGAAUGGUUUAAACCUGAAGACAACGACCUCUUGGAGGUGGUCUAA